Messenger RNA from Necator americanus (New World hookworm), 879 nucleotides. RefSeq lists its product as uncharacterized. Lineage: Eukaryota; Metazoa; Nematoda; Chromadorea; Rhabditida; Ancylostomatidae. The coding region runs from base 1 to 879 and encodes 292 amino acids. The transcript has a single exon. The record is from RefSeq and is a predicted model, not a curated record.
AUGGGCAGCACCUAUCGUCGUCGUUCAGAAGAAAAAUGGAUCGAUCCGCUUCUGCGCAGACUACUGAGCCAGACUGAACGAUGCACUGGAACAAAACCAGCAUCCUCUUGCAACCCCAGUGGACACCUUCACGAAACCCAAUGGAGGACGCUACUUUUCACAGCUCGACUUAGCCGAAGCAUAUCUCCAAUUGUGGACGACGCCCCAAAGCAGCUACUCACUAUCAAGAUGCACCGUGGACUGUAUCCCUUCAACCGACUACCAUUUGGAGUGAAACCAGCUCCUGGUAUAUUCCAACAAUAUAUGGAUGCUCUUAUCGCUGGAUUAGAUGGAACUGCCGCCUAUCUCAACGACAUACUGGUUACUUUUAGAACCAUCGGCGAACACAAUGCCCGACUAGAGACCGUAUUCAAGCGAAUUCAAGAUUACGGACUCGACAGAUGUGCUUUUCUGCAGACGGAGAUCACCUACCCUGGGCUCCUCACCAACGCACAAGGACGACGCCCAGGUCUAGAAAAGAUCAAAGCUAUCCAGAAGUUACAUGCUCCGAAGGACGUCAGUCAACUUCGCUCUUUUCUGGAACUCAUCAAUUUCUAUGGAAACUUCGUCAAGGAUCUUCACAAUCUAGGCGCUCCUUUGGACACUCUUACGAAAAAGGAUGUUGUCUACACAUGGACACCGGAGUGCCAGUCUUCUCUCGACAAGAUUAAGGCAAUCCUAAGCUCGGAUCUCCUGUUGACCCACUUUGACCCAAGUCUCCCGAUCAUCGUUGCCACUGAUACUUCAAAUUACGGAAUGGAAGCAACCCUCUCACAUCGCUUCGCAGAUGGAUGCGAGAAGGUGCCUGACACAACCACAGGAGAACUACAACCAGAUUGA